Messenger RNA from Parnassius apollo (apollo), 1797 nucleotides. Lineage: Eukaryota; Metazoa; Arthropoda; Insecta; Lepidoptera; Papilionidae. The record is from the annotation of a GenBank genome assembly.
AUGGACCGGCUCGAUCGACUGCGAAAGCCGGUCUCGACGGUGUCGAUCCCCGGCGCUAUGAAGCCAUACUCCGGAGGGAGGGACGCAGCGACCGAAGAGGCGGGUGUUGCUCUAGUUGGUGUGCACAGCGAGUACCCGCGCUUCGGUGAGGAACGAGCCCUAGGCGGCGGCACGUACAAAGGCGGGGGGACAGCUAAGCACAAACCAAACAUAGGAUAUAGGUUAGGUAGGCGAAAGGCAUUAUUCGAAAAGCGAAAACGAAUAAGUGACUACGCUUUGGUAAUGGGAAUGUUUGGUAUUAUAAUAAUGGUAAUAGAAAACGAACUUUCUAGUGCUGGUGUAUACACGAAGGCAUCUAUCUACUCGCAAGCGUUAAAGACACUAAUAUCCAUGUCGACUGUGAUUUUACUUGGCCUAAUCGUUGCUUAUCACGCUUUAGAAGUUCAGUUAUUUAUGAUAGACAAUUGUGCCGAUGAUUGGCGGAUAGCAAUGACAUGGCAGCGAAUUGCACAAAUAGCUUUAGAGUUAGCUAUUUGUGCCGUCCACCCUAUUCCUGGCCAGUAUACUUUCACGUGGACCACGAAACUGGCGAAUAAAGGUGGUGUUAUAGGUGUUGAAGUCGUUCCUUACGAUGUUACACUAUCAUUGCCAAUGUUCUUUCGUCUGUAUCUCAUAUGCAGGGUUAUGUUGCUUCAUAGCAAAUUAUUCACUGAUGCCUCAUCUCGAAGUAUAGGAGCUUUGAAUAGAAUUAAUUUUAACACGAGAUUUGUACUGAAGACACUUAUGACAAUUUGUCCAGGCACAGUUCUUUUAGUGUUUAUGGUUUCCCUUUGGAUAAUAGCAAGCUGGACAUUACGCCAAUGUGAAAGGUUUCACGAUGAAGAACAUGCUAACCUACUCAAUGCGAUGUGGCUCAUUGCCAUAACAUUUCUCUCCGUUGGUUUUGGAGACAUUGUGCCAAACACAUAUUGCGGCAGAGGUAUCGCCGUAAGCACCGGUAUAAUGGGAGCUGGAUGCACAGCGUUAUUAGUCGCGGUUGUUUCAAGAAAGUUAGAAUUAACUAGAGCUGAGAAGCACGGGGCAGGAUGUACAGCAUUGUUAGUGACCGUUGCUUCAAGAAAAUUAGAAUUAACUAGAGCGGAGAAACACGUACAUAACUUCAUGAUGGAAACUCAACUCACCAAAAAGUUAAAAAAUGCAGCCGCCAAUGUAUUGAGAGAGACUUGGUUAAUUUAUAAACACACACGGCUUGUGAAAAGGGUACAUCCUGGGCGUGUGCGGACUCAUCAAAGAAAGUUUUUGUUAGCUAUAUACGCGUUACGAAAAGUUAAAAUGGAUCAAAGGAAGUUAAUGGAUAAUGCAAAUACCAUAACAGAUAUGGCAAAGACCCAAAAUACCGUUUACGAAAUAGUUUCGGAUAUGAGUACCCGACAAGAUACUAUAGAAGAGAGAUUAACUAGCUUAGAAGAAAAAUUGACGGCAUUACAGGAACAAAUGAAUACUUUACCGGAUGUGAUGGCGCGGUGUUUCCAACAACAUUUUGAGAGGACUGAACAACGCAGAAACUAUCUUCAUCCGGAUACGGCCGCAGCACCUACACCUCCGUCAUCAACCAUCUCACCUUAUUCUAGACCUCUGGCAUCAGCGUCACACCCGUGGCCACCUAGUCCAGUUGUUCAACAAGCUACGAGAGCACACUCGACUUCCGAGAGUAUCGCAGCCCACUCCCAAACUCCUGUUCAGCCAACGCCGUCGAGCCCUGCGCCACUUAUGGCACGGACUCCACUACCUAGCUGA